Ectocarpus sp. CCAP 1310/34 is the source of this 277-nucleotide messenger RNA. The record is from the annotation of a GenBank genome assembly. NCBI's taxonomy places the organism in Eukaryota, Phaeophyceae, Ectocarpales, Ectocarpaceae.
AUGGGAGCUUGGAAGGUACCGGAACGAUUUGAUAACAACGAAAACAAGCUGAUCACGGUGAGCAACGCCAUGUAGCCACUAUCCCAACAACCCGGCAAUAUUAUCGCGACGUGCAAUGUUUGUGGAAACUACAUGUACUACCGAGGUUGACUCGCGGGAUGCCGACAGCUAUGCACACACAGUCGGACUGGCCUUUCUGUGCUGGUGCUGAGUGGAAUUCUCAGUGGGAUUACAGGCGUAGCGAUCCCAGAAGACUUAUUUUUUCAUCUGUUGGAAC